AUGGCCGGAUCCAGCAGCAGUCGCAGCAGUAGCAGCAGCACGCGUGCUCGAGCCCCAGUGCGGCAGGAGCCCACCAGAGCGCGUACAGGGGACAGUCCAACUGAUACAGCGGACAAACAGCUGCACAAGAAGAAGGCGUCGAGUGGAUCGCCCGACGCGCCGAAGACGCCGCUCUUGUCGACUGCCGAGCGCGAGGCGCUACGUCGAGAGGAAGAGCAGCUUUUGGUCCGACGUGUUUACGUCGUUCCUCUUGGCGGCAGCAGCGCUGUCGGCAAAGAGAUGUCCCGCAGCAAGAAAGCAGCGGCCAAAGACGCUGGCUCGAAACGUGGCAAAAGCAGUAAACAGGCAGACGCACAAGCGCUACAGGACAUGGACGAUGCGCGGUAUACGCGUAUCACGCAGCAGCCGUCGAGUAUACUGCUUUGGCACAAUGGAAACCGGUAUCAGCUCGAAGAGAAGCACGAGGGAUUGAAGGACCCUCAUAUCAUUAUUGUGCCGAAAAGCACGGUCGGCAAUUGGAUGAAGGAGCUCAAGCGAUGGUGUCCGUCGAUCAACGCGUUUAAGUUCAUGGGUAGCAAAGACGAGCGGGCGCUGCAGCGAGAGACGGUGGUGAAGCGGGACUUUGACGCGUUGGUGUUGUCAUACGAAGUGGCGAUUAUUGAGAAAGCUAUAUUGCAGAAGAUCAAGUGGAAGUACUUGCUGAUUGACGAAGCGCAUCGAGUAAAGAAUGAGAACUCGAAGCUUUCGCGUGUUGUGCGUGAGUUCAAGGUUGAGCACCGACUACUGAUUACGGGCACGCUACUGCAGAAUAAUUUGCAUGAACUGUGGGCGCUGCUGAACUUCUUGCUGCCGGACAUUUUCUCAGACGCCGAAGACUUUGACUCGUGUGACCGCGUGCGUUUGCUGAACAUUCUGAUGCAGUUGCGUAAGGUAUGCAACCACCCGUACUUGUUUGAGGGCGCGGAGCCUGGUCCGCCGUACCAGGAGGGACCUCAUCUGUGGGAGAACUGUGUCGAAGAGAAAAUCGUGGAGCGUGCAGAGCUUAGCUGUACCUUGACGCUGCUAUCAUCCAGCAGGGUCGACUCGCCCAACAAAAUCGGCAUGUCGAAAGACGAGCUGAUGACGAUGGUGCGCUUUGGUGCCGACGAAAUCUUCAACGCUCGAGGAUCGAUGAUCACCGACGACGACAUCGACGCUAUUCUGGCUCGGGGUGAAGAACGCACCGAGUCCACGAAAGGCAAAAUUGCGCCUGACAUGCAGCACAAUCUGGCGAAUUUCUCAUUGUCGGGGACAACGGCAAUGCCAACGCCUGAAGCCUGUAUGAGUCCGGGGAGAGGUCGCGAGCGCAAGUCCAACCACAACGAAGACGAGUAUUAUCGUCAGCAAGCGGGUCUAUCGAAGCCCAAGAAGCCCAAGAAAAGACUCGUUGAGAACUGCCGGAAGGAACUUACUCGACUCAUAAAGGAAGCUCUGCCGACGAGAGUCGCGCCAAAGCGCGAAAGCCGAAGACUGCUGAGGGUGAAGAGUCCGUGGAAAACUCCAGCAGAGGAAGAGGGAGGCGGACGACGCACGUUCACUGCUCUUGAGAAGGAGCUUUUGAACGAGACGGAAAUGGACGCCGCGGAUGCAAAGGAGCUAGGGCCUCUCGUUGAAAAGGAAGGCUUUGGCGACUGGACACGACGGGAUCUUGAAGCAGUUUUACCGCUAUCUGUGAGCCUAAAGAUGGUCGCGUCGACAAGACGCGCGUAUGUGAGGAGGUCUCGGCAGUUCUUGGCAAGGAUCCUGCACAGGUGGAACGGUACUUACGAUACGUUUUGGUCUCGCUUCACGAGCCAGCUGGGGGACCACGCAAAGUAUGUGGAGAAGAUUGAGCGAGGCGAGAGCGGUCUGGAGCGCAACGAAGUGGUGAAGCAGGCGUUAGCGCGCAAGUGCAGCCGAUACAGCCACCCAUUGCGUGGACAUGCGAUUGCACUACCCGGCCGGCUAUAA
Molecule: messenger RNA, 1989 nt
Organism: Hyaloperonospora brassicae
Lineage: Eukaryota; Oomycota; Peronosporomycetes; Peronosporales; Peronosporaceae
Source: the annotation of a GenBank genome assembly